AGCAAAAAAGUUUUGUUUGUAAACAUUGAAUAGUGGAAAUUCAGUAGUUGCACCAAAAACGGUUCAAAUCGUUUUAUUUUUACUAAUCUGUGUUAACAUUAACGUUUAACGCCGUGUUAAGUGUCUCCCCGAUCAACGAACAACCAUGGGUAAGGGCAAAGCGGAAGUUGGUACCCCCAAGUACCUGGCCAACAAGAUGAAGGCCAAGGGUCUCCAGAAGUUGCGCUGGUACUGCCAGAUGUGCCAGAAGCAAUGCCGGGACGAGAACGGAUUCAAAUGUCAUACUAUGAGCGAGUCACACCAGCGCCAGAUUCUGCUGUUCGCGGACAAUGCCGGGAAGUUCAUCGAUAGCUUCUCGUCCGAAUUCAUGACCGGAUACAUGCAGAUCCUCCGCAGACAAUUUGGUACCAAACGGGUCGCGGCCAACAAGGUGUACCAGGAGUACAUCGCUGAUAGGCACCAUCUGCACAUGAACGCCACCAAAUGGCAUUCGCUAUCCGAAUUCGUCAAAUAUCUAGGAAGAGCUGGUCAUUGCGUGGUCGACGAAACUGAAAAGGGUUGGUUCAUCAGCUACAUUGAUCGCGAUCCGGAAACGUUGGCCAUGCAGGAGAAGAUGGCCAAGAAGGAAAAAAUGGACAAGGACGACGCGGAACGUUUGGCGGAAUUCAUCGAUGAGCAGGUCAAACGGGGAAAGAAGGAAGAACCGGAACCAAGCUCUUCCUACACCGAACUCAAAAGAGACAACGAAGAAGAUACCAUCAAGAUAGAUUUGAAAUUAGGAUCCACAAAAUCAGUGGACACGAAACCUAUCAAACUCGAAAAACGACCAUUGGAAGCGGUGUCCCGAACCUCCGAAUUCAAGAAAGAGAAAAAGUUUAAACCUGGUUCGUCGGAAUUCAAAAAACCCUCAGCCCUGGAAGAGCUGAUACGUGAAGAAGAAAUAAAAAAGGAAAAGUCCAACCGAAAAGAUUAUUGGUUGGCCGAAGGAAUCGUGGUAAAAUUGGUUUCGAAAUCAUUGGGGGAGAAAUAUUACAAGGAAAAAGGUGUAGUGCUGGAGGUGAUCGAUCGGUAUAGAGCGAAAAUUCGUCUGCUUGAGACUGGAGAUAAAUUGAAAGUUGAUCAGGCCCACCUCGAGACGGUAAUCCCAUCAACCGGCAAGAAGGUUCUGGUACUGAACGGAGGCUAUCGGGGUAGUACGGCUACCCUGAAGGAAAUCGACACCGACAACUUUUGCGUAACCAUCGAGAUUGCUUCCGGUCCGCUGAAAGGGCGAGUGGUCAACAAUGUGCAGUACGAGGACAUUAGCAAGUUGUUUUAACUUAUUUUAUACACUUACUUAUUAUAUUUUCCAAGUAUGUAGCUGUAGACAUGCCAGUCUACAUUCCAAGCGUACGCGUCGCGAUAACGGAACUAGGUUAAUUAUGCAAGAAAAUAAAAAAAAUCCAAACUCAAA
Uranotaenia lowii is the source of this 1453-nucleotide messenger RNA. RefSeq names its product DNA/RNA-binding protein KIN17 (gene kin17). Gene Ontology annotation, molecular function: double-stranded DNA binding. The coding region runs from base 146 to 1318 and encodes 390 amino acids. Gene Ontology annotation, cellular component: nucleus. Gene Ontology annotation, biological process: DNA damage response; DNA replication. The transcript has 2 exons. The record is from RefSeq and is a predicted model, not a curated record. NCBI's taxonomy places the organism in Eukaryota, Metazoa, Arthropoda, Insecta, Diptera, Culicidae.